Messenger RNA from Talaromyces stipitatus ATCC 10500, 2155 nucleotides. Its product is annotated as pyruvate dehydrogenase kinase. NCBI's taxonomy places the organism in Eukaryota, Fungi, Ascomycota, Eurotiomycetes, Eurotiales, Trichocomaceae. Gene Ontology annotation, biological process: regulation of glucose metabolic process; protein phosphorylation. The coding region runs from base 306 to 1664 and encodes 452 amino acids. The transcript is spliced from 4 exons. Gene Ontology annotation, molecular function: pyruvate dehydrogenase (acetyl-transferring) kinase activity. The record is from RefSeq and is a predicted model, not a curated record. Gene Ontology annotation, cellular component: mitochondrion.
AUAUUGACAAUAAAUAUCUCUCUGGUUAUUUUGCAUCCAAGUGACCUCGGUAGACAGCCUCGGCCUUUCAUCCGGACUGGGGUGAUUGACCACUGAGAAUUGGCGGGGAGAGCUGGCCCCGUUUUGGUCCGACCGACAACCGGCGGUUAAGCAACAACGUAAGGUUAAGGUCAGGCGAGCUGUGAGUCAACUUUUGACUCAGUCGUACGACCCGUUCAAUUCAAGCUUGAUUUUAUCCUUGAGUCUUGUCAUCAUUGGAAUUGAUUUGACAUCGGGCACGACCUGAUGGCCAUUGAUCGCUCAUCAUGUGGAAGGCGUCAGAUAAAUUGAUGGCCACCAUCAAGCACUAUGCAAGCUUCCCCGCAACCGGUGUAUCGCUCCGCCAGAUGGUGCAGUUCGGCGAGACACCGUCGCCUGGCACUCUGUUUAGAGCUUCGCAGUUUCUCUCCGAAGAGCUGCCCAUCCGUCUCGCACACCGCGUCGAAGAACUGAACCACCUUCCGGAUGGAUUGAACGAGAUGCCGUCGAUUAAGAAAGUGAAGGAUUGGUACGCGCAAUCGUUUGAGGAAAUUAUCAAUGUCCCCAAACCCUCUCUCAGCGACGAAGUCAAAGCACAUCUCAUACGCCCAAUGCGCAACCACAAAAAAGACUCCAAACCCCUCAGUGAGACAACAUGGAAUCCGAGCAUACGAGAAGGACAAUAUCGAUCAUCUCCAGACUCCGCCAUCACAGCCAACGGCAAAGAAAAUCGGGACCCGAACCACAAAGGGACCAAUGGAAACGGCAAAGCAAAAUUGACCCUGUCGAGGCGGUAUUUCGUGCCCGCCGACGAUUACGCGGACUGGCCGCCAGAGAUUGAUGCAUAUAACCAGCGAUUCAAGAGGACUCUACAACAGAUUAAGCGAAGACACGAUGGAGUUGUCACGACUGUGGCGCAGGGUAUAUUAGAAUAUAAACGCAAGCGACAACGGUUACAAAUAGACUCGAGCAUACAAGCAUUCUUGGAUCGUUUUUAUAUGUCGCGGAUCGGAAUCCGGAUGCUGAUCGGGCAACAUAUCGCAUUGACCGAGCAGACACACGCCCACCACCCGAAUUAUGUUGGAAUCAUAUGCACAAAGACAAACAUACAUGAAGUUGCCACGGAAGCGAUUGAGAACGCGCGAUUCGUAUGCGAGGACCAUUAUGGAUUGUUUGAAGCGCCCAAAGUGCAGUUAAUCUGCAAACCAGAUUUGAAUUUCAUGUAUGUGCCAGGCCAUUUGUCGCACAUGUUGUUCGAGACCCUCAAAAACUCGCUGCGUGCUGUCGUAGAGACGCACGGCGCCGAAAAAGAAGAAUUCCCCGUCACCAAAGUCAUUGUUGCCGAAGGUCGAGAGGAUAUCACAAUUAAGAUCUCGGACGAAGGUGGCGGUAUCCCGCGAUCAUCCAUUCCCUUGGUAUGGACAUAUAUGUAUACGACAGUUGAUCAAACGCCGAGUUUAGAUCCAGAUUUCGAUAAGAGCGAUUUCAAAGCUCCCAUGGCCGGAUUUGGCUAUGGAUUGCCCAUCAGUCGAUUAUAUGCGAGAUAUUUCGGCGGAGAUCUAAAGCUAAUCUCCAUGGAGGGCUACGGAACCGACGUCUACCUCCACCUCAACCGAUUAUCAUCUAGUUCUGAACCUCUCCAUUGACAAUCACCAGUCAUGAGGGAUGGCCGUGCACGAUUCACAUCAUUUAACCGCUUACACCCAUUUUAUCCCGAGCCUGACGUCAAACGUACAACAACAGACUCGAAGACAACAACGAAACCUUCUCGCGAAGAAUUCGUGGCACGAUCAUCAUCCCAAGGAUUGACGCUUAUGAAUGCACAAGCUUUACGGCAAAGACUCAAAACUAGAGAGGUUUCGGAACGAAAACAGGUUGCAGAUGUAGAAUCUACGCUGCAUAGUGAUAAUCAGGAUUCUGAUUGAUAUCAUGUCAAUCAGUCCUGAUAUCUCUUUAUUUGAAUUAUCUUUUUGGUUGGAAAAAGGAAUUGGAUAAGCAUGAUGAUAUCCUCAUUAUUUUUUUUCGCUAUUAUUACAAAGUGUACAUUAGGACCUGCUUAAUAGGUCUAUAUUUAUGCAUCUUAUAAGUAUGCAUGAAAAUACCUUAGUAUGAACAUAUGAGGUUGUUCUCGUCCACA